Molecule: messenger RNA, 1830 nt
Organism: Lingula anatina
Lineage: Eukaryota; Metazoa; Brachiopoda; Lingulata; Lingulida; Lingulidae
Product: protein IMPACT-B-like
Biological process (GO): GCN2-mediated signaling; regulation of translational initiation
Cellular component (GO): cytoplasm
Molecular function (GO): protein binding
Source: RefSeq, a predicted model, not a curated record
GACCUUGAUAAAUCUCUCUUCACUGUUUGGAGACUGAAAAUGUCUGAAUGUAAGUUUUACCACAUCGACACCCCUCUUUUUUUAACAAAAUUUCAAAACAAAUAAUAAUUUAGAUCGAUUCCAGUCACAACGGACAAUUCUGCACCUUGAAAUGAGUGGCAGCGACCAUGGAUGAAGACAAUUUGUCCCGCCAGUCAGACGAAAUUGAGGCUCUGUCCUCCAUCUAUGGGGAGGACUGGCGAGUUGUAGAUGAGGCUGAGAGACAUUACUGUAUAGAGAUCACAGAUGGCAAAGAAAAGCCCAAGUGGAAAAUUACCCUCCAGGUGACUUUGCCUUCUGACUAUCCAGGUUCUUCCCCACCCACAUAUGAAAUCAAUGCCCCCUGGCUCCGAGGAGCAGUGAGAUAUGAAUUACAAAACACCCUUGAGGAAGUUUAUGUUGAAAAUGCAGGGGAGAGCAUUAUAUAUUUAUGGGUAGAGAAAAUCAGGGACUACCUUAGCAGUAAAAAAGAUGAUUUAGAGCUGGUUUCUAGUGAAGCUGAUGCCUGCAGUGAUGACAUGAAUGUGAACCUGAAAAUGCAAGAUGUGGUUGAUGAGGCUACUGGUGACCUUCACCCUGAGCCUGACCUUGACCUGAGUGACCUCUCAGAAGAGGUGAAGUCACUUGAAGUUUUGCCCCAGACGUUUCACAAACCAGACCUUGUGGAGAAAAUUCAGUGUCCGGUGAUUCAUCAUGGCGAUCCUGUGAAGGACCGUAAAAGUACAUUCCAAGCCCACCUGGCAGCCGUGAACAGCGAGGAAGAGGUGCAGCUUGUAAUGGAGAAACUGCUGGAGAAUAAAAAGAUUGCCAGUGCCACACACAACAUUCUUGCCUAUCGAAUUCGCAAGGAUGGUCCACAUAAUGUGAUUGCACAGAACUGUAAGGACGAUGGUGAAACACAUGCGGGGUCUCGUAUGCUGCACAUCAUGCAGAUUAUUAAUGCGUUAAAUGUUAUGGUUGUUGUAACGCGAUGGUACGGUGGUGUUCACCUGGGCCCUGACAGGUUUAAACAUAUCAACAACUGUGCCAGAACUAUCCUCCAACAGCAUGGUUAUAUCAAGGAAAAAGAUGAAAAGAAAGGACCCAAGAGUAAAAAGUAAAUUACUUAAUGGAUAUUUUGUUUUAGUUUUUUUUCUUUCCAUUUUAAAUGGUGUUUAUUAAUAAGAAAAUUCUGGGUUGUGAAACAUAUUUAAGUUUUAGAAGUAGAAAUACAGGGACAGACGGAGGCCAUCUUCUGGGUCUUCCAGAAGACAGUCAGAAUUUUUUAAAGUUUACAUGGAUUGGCAUGUAAUUUUUUUUCUGUCAAAAGAGGGUCAAAAGCAGAGGAUGGAUCAACAAAGAUAAUUUGAAAAGACUGUCAAUAUAUAUCUCUCAAAAUAUCUCUGGACCUGCCCCUGAAAAAAAAAAGAUAAUGAUGAGGGUUUAGGAGAAAAGAAAUUAAGAAAAUAAAAUGAAUUGUCAAUUGAUAGAUAAAAAAUACUUGAUUACUAGUAUUUAUGUGCCAUUUUCCUUAAUAUCUAAGACUCUUUCAUCAUGUGAUUUAUGCUGAGAAUUAGCAAUGGACUACAGGUACUGUAAUUUAGAGAAAGUGAUUAGUCUUGUCAUUUUAUAAGUGUAACUUGUGAUUGAAUGUUAUGCAAGCAUUUUACAUACACAGUGCCACAGGUUAAUAAUUUCAAGAAUGUUCGUGUUAAGUCUGAAAGAUCUUACAAAACAUGUGUCAUGUUUUAAAUAUUUAUCAUUCGUUAUUUGUGUUUUUUUUUAUUUUUAUAAUUAUUAUUGAUAGUUAAA